Plasmodium fragile is the source of this 1194-nucleotide messenger RNA. RefSeq lists its product as uncharacterized. The transcript has 2 exons. The coding region runs from base 1 to 1194 and encodes 397 amino acids. NCBI's taxonomy places the organism in Eukaryota, Apicomplexa, Aconoidasida, Haemosporida, Plasmodiidae. The record is from RefSeq and is a predicted model, not a curated record.
AUGUGGAACCUUAUAAACUACAACUACAGCGGGGGAGACGCAACCGGCGAAGGCAAUGAUGAUGGAAACGACGCUAGCGGAAAUGGCAACGACACCGCCAACAAUUAUAACCUCUGGAGCAUGCUAGGAUAUGAGGACAAUCCGGGUGUAGAAGAAGAAGCUAACCAAAAUAGCAAUGAGCAAGAGGAAGUCCAGUCAAAGGAAAAAGAAAAAAAAAAAGCGGCAAAACAUUUCGUGAGAGUGAUUGACGAAGAUGGUAACGACGUUGUUAACAAAACGCUCGAAGAGAACAUAAACGAAAUGGACGAAGAUUCAUCAGAUAAACAGAAAAAAAAAAUGAAAAAAAAAAAAAAAAAAAAACAUUUGACUAGCGAAAAUAGGGACAAGUCCCCCUUCCUUAGCGAUCUCAGUUCCUAUGCUGAUUACGGCACAAGCGAUGAAGGUAGAGACCGGAAUGAGUCCCACGUAACGAAUGAGCAUGGUUUGGACAUGCAGCCGGAAGGUGAGGAGUCCUUGCUCGAGGAGGAAGCCACUGGGGAAGUUCCCAGCGGCAGUGAUGAAGACGUUGGAGAUGAGGCCGGACAGGAAACCGCCUCCGCCAUGGCCAAUGAAUGGUUCUUUGGCAAGAUCAAAGAAAUUUUGGAGCCAACCAUGAACCAGGAAACCAUAAGCGAAAUGAUAACGAACAAAUAUAACAGCUUCAAUGAAGCCAAUUCUGGCAUUUUCAAUCUAAUCGAAAACCUACUUGUCCGUACAAAUACCCAAGAACAAAUGGAACUAAGUAAAAAACAAAGAAGCAGUUACCUGUACAAUCAUUAUAACUCAAUGGAUUCGUCCCUCAAUGAACACUACAAUUUUGUCAACUACUCCAUCUACUGUAUUAACAAAGAAUUAGCUGCCAAUGUGGAGUUGGAGGCCACCAAAAUGAUAAAAAUUUACAACUAUGCUUUUAGCAAAUUUAAAAAGGAUAUAAAUUUUAAGGACCAACUUUUUGCCGACUUGGUAAAUGAGGCCGACGAGGUCUCCACCUUAAUAGUUAAUGAGAAAAACAACCAAAAGAGGAGGAUCCCCAAAAUUGAUUUCCUCAUGUUGGCAAAUAUCAACAGUGAGAACUACAACAACAUAAUCGAAUCGCACACUGUUCAAACGCCCAAGUUGAAGCUCGAGGAAAUUUUUAAAAUUAACGUGAAUUGA